Molecule: messenger RNA, 1002 nt
Organism: Gracilinanus agilis (Agile Gracile Mouse Opossum)
Lineage: Eukaryota; Metazoa; Chordata; Mammalia; Didelphimorphia; Didelphidae
Gene: DBX2
Product: developing brain homeobox 2
Exons: 4
Coding region: 1-1002 (333 amino acids)
Biological process (GO): regulation of transcription by RNA polymerase II
Molecular function (GO): DNA binding; DNA-binding transcription factor activity, RNA polymerase II-specific
Source: RefSeq, a predicted model, not a curated record
AUGCUCCCCAAUGCUCUCUCUGCCCGUACUGGUGUCUACUGGGAUAUAGUGGGCUCCUCUGCACUACUAGAUUCAACUCCAGGCUUUGGGAACCUGGGAAAGAGUUUCCUAAUUGAGAACUUGCUGCGGCCGGGAGAUGAUUCACCGCAGUGUCUUACUGCUCCUCCUUCCUCAACUCGUUCCGUAGCAGCAGUUGCAGUUAACGCCGAAAUCCCAGAGCAUCCCCUCUCGUCCAGUCCUGUACCUCUCAAGUUGUGCCCUGGAGCAGAACAAGUCGGGAGUCCUUAUCGGACUCAUUGGGCUUUUCAGGUGUUUAAUCCUUCGACUGACAGCAGACUGUUGCCAGGCCAGGGAGACCAAGGCGGCGCCUUCCAACUUGCAGUCCCAGCUUCGUCCAAACUUUUUUUUCUGAGAGCCCCACAAUUCUACUCAACCUGCUGCGGUGGGUCCUGUCAGCACCCUGCAUCCCCCACUGCUUUGCCAAGAGAGGAUAGUAUGUUGCCUCUACUAACAGAAGACUCCAAUUCCAAAGCACAAAGAGGAAUUUUGAGAAGAGCUGUGUUUUCUGAUGACCAGAGAAAAUCUCUGGAGAAAAUGUUUCAGAAACAGAAGUAUAUCAAUAAAACAGACAGAAAGAAACUUUCCAUCAGUUUGGGACUAAAGGAGUCACAGGUGAAAAUUUGGUUUCAAAACAGAAGGAUGAAGUGGAGAAACUGCAAAGAAAAAGAAGCACUUUCCAACCAAUAUGCCAAGGAAGAAGGCAUUCAAGAGAAUCAAAUUUCAAGAUCUACUCUAGGCUUUACUUCUCCUUGUCCUAAAAUAUGGAAAGUAUCUCAACAGCAUUCAAGUUCAAGAUGGAGGGAAACUUCACCAGAGCCUUCAGAAAGAUUAAACCAUGAGAAUUCAUUACAGCUUUUUCCACAAGUGAAUUCUCAUCAGGGUCCAUUGUAUUUAUACUCUGAAGCAGACACUGAAGACAAGGCAAUUACUGCAGCCAUAUGA